CACACACAACAUGGAAUAUCUGUGUUCAAAAUGGUAAAUAUUUAAAAAAUCAAAUUAAACUUGGAGCACAGAAGAUGCUUAUGCCAACAAAACCUGCACCGAAUUUCAAAGGAAAAGCUGUAAUCAAUGGUGCAUUUAAACAAAUAAAUUUACAAGAUUAUUUAGGCAAAUAUGUGGUAUUAUUUUUUUAUCCUGCAGAUUUCACAUUUGUUUGUCCAACAGAAAUUAUAGCUUAUAGUGAACGUUUUGAAGAGUUUGAAAAACGAAAUUGUCAAGUUAUUGCUUGUUCAACCGAUUCAGAAUAUUGUCAUCUAGCUUGGACAAAUAUGGAUCGUAAAGCUGGUGGAUUAGGUCCAAUGAAAAUACCACUUUUAGCUGAUACAACAAAAAUUAUUUCACGAUCAUAUGGUGUACUUGAUGAAGAAGAGGGUAAUGCAUUCAGGUUUCCGUACGAGGUGUUCGACGACUAUUCCAAACGAACUCGUCUAUCCUGA
Messenger RNA from Schistosoma turkestanicum, 494 nucleotides. The record is from the annotation of a GenBank genome assembly. NCBI's taxonomy places the organism in Eukaryota, Metazoa, Platyhelminthes, Trematoda, Strigeidida, Schistosomatidae.